Messenger RNA from Cryptotermes secundus, 9417 nucleotides. RefSeq names its product phospholipid-transporting ATPase ID (gene ATP8B). The record is from RefSeq and is a predicted model, not a curated record. Bases 2473 to 6507 code for a protein of 1344 amino acids. The transcript is spliced from 22 exons. Lineage: Eukaryota; Metazoa; Arthropoda; Insecta; Blattodea; Kalotermitidae. Gene Ontology annotation, biological process: Golgi organization; phospholipid translocation. Gene Ontology annotation, cellular component: plasma membrane. Gene Ontology annotation, molecular function: ATPase-coupled intramembrane lipid carrier activity; magnesium ion binding; ATP binding.
UACGAACUGGUCGGUGUUAAAAUAGCGUUUAUAUUUGGGAUCUCGCCUGUUGCUUGCGUAGUAGGUCUGCUGGCUGGUGCGUGGGUUGUUACACUUUGCAGGAAAUUUAAACAGUGAAAUGUGUGAUAUUUGCAGUAGCCGCUAAAUGUGAGAACGUGCAAAGCGGCUAGACGUUCGUGCUUGCGUAUGUACAGCCGUAUCCCCGCAGGAUUGGCGCCUCGUGUUGUCAGUGCUUCGUUGCAGUGGAAUGUGUAGCGAACAAACUACAUGGGUUAGUGACUGUUGUGACUUCGUACGAGGUGUAUCAAGCUCUUCAUUUUCCAGGCUGUGAGUGAGACUAGCAAUAUCCACUCCCACCAGCCGGUUCCUGCCAGUAUUGAUUCUGCCUCUACUUUUAGCGGGCGCCGUCACAUUGCUAGGCUAUUUGCCGGUGCUGAAUGUGGGAUAUGAAGACAGCGUUGUGGCAUAUAACGUCAUUUCUGACAUGCUAGUGUAUUCAUGCAUGGACUUUAUUAUCACGAGCUUGACUCCCCGACCCCCACACCACACACGUUUUUUUUCUAGCUUUCUAUAAACCAAUACGUAUUCGGAAAGUGUUUUCAGAGGUUACUGUGGUUUAAGGAAAACCAGAAUAUGAUGGUGUGCAGAGUAAAAUGUAUCUUAUGAUUUGCUUGAUGAAGUUCUUCAUUCCCUAUAGUGACUGUAUAGUUAUUUGAAGGUUCCCUUCUUCUGGUAUGUAUCCUAGUACAUGUAGGCCUAAUCCAGAAUCCAUGUCAGUUUUGUGUUUUCAAAUCAAAAGUAGUCUUAAUUGGAGAGAUUUGGUUAUAUUGUUUCCAUCUGAAGUGGUCGCAAAUACUUGUAAAAUAAAAUGAUGACAGGUGGUCAUGAGGGCCGUAAGUUUUUUUUUCCACAGAUUAUAGGCAGCACGUUUAUCACAUGUGUAUGUGGAGCCUAUAAGUUUGUUGCUUUCAUCCAUAACUCUAUGCUGUAUUUUUGUAUUGAGUUCAGUAUUAGACAUUAAAUAAUUUAGGAAGAACAUUAAUAAUUUUCCAAAAAUUAAAUAAACCCAUUUGUAUUGAAAACGUCAGAAAUCAUUCGGAAUUUGUUUUGAAUGUUAUUCGUAGUAAACUCUGGGUCUGUCUUUUCUGUUUACUUGCCAACUUGAAGGUCGUGUGCGCAUACAAAGAAAAUAAGUAUGGCUAGUGCAGACUGCUGACACACAAUGGAUUCUAUUAGAAAGCCUUGGUAGAGGUCAAGUGUAUUAAGAGCACGCAUGUUACGUCACAGCAUAGACAACUUGCAUGUAAAAUUACAUCUGACACACUUGAUCCUCGUGUUUCUUGUCAUGAUUUUGUACCUGUGUCCUUUAAAUUUGGAUUUCGAAUUCUCCGAUUUCAUUUGCAGUAAGCGUAAAUAUGGAAUAUUUAUUGCACAAGUUGUGUUCUUUGGCCUCAUUACUGUACUGUAUAGUGUUUGUUAGAUAUAGUAAAAACUUGCUGUUGAGUGCGAGAUACUGCAAGUAAUAGCUGUUAACAUUCAGUAUAUAAUAAUGCAUCUUUGGGAACAUCUUAGUUGUGUGUUAAUGGACGGGCGCAGACGUAUUCUUUAGAAGAAAACGUGGCAAGAACCUGUAUAAGGUUCAGCGGUUGAUGAAAGGUAUUUCCUUCUCAUCUGCAGUGUAAGAUCUGCCCAUAUUUAGAGAGACUGCUCUACCAUAACAACAGCAUCUUAAUUUUUCACAUUGUGCUGCAGAACGGUACAAUCAGAGACGUGUAAUAAUUAACGUCAAGACACUGCUGAGCCGUAACGCUGGUUUGCAGGCGUAUUCAUCUGACCAUGAAUGUCCAACGUCGCCAGGUAAUUCAAUCAAAAUUUAUGCUGAUGCUACUUAUGAGAAGACUGGCGAGAUUUGGGGAAGUGACACAUAGUAAGAAGAACGAACCCUACGAACAAUGCGAAUGGAGUGUAUCGUAGUGAGCGAAACAGCCUGCCCGAUCUUAAGUGGUGUUAGUCAUAUUAACUGCAAUUGCAUAAUCAUCUCAGUGAGUGUGACCUCUUCUUAGCAGUCAUGAAGAAUGUAGACGAUGAUGACGACUUGGAGAGAUUUAGAGAGACGAUGUAGCGCACUCCGCGGAGGGGAUUGUGGCCGUGUCUCUCCGUCUCUGCACAUGUUGCAGCCAUUCCCAGCCCUUACUUCCCGUGAACAGUUUUUGAAGGGUUGUAUUGAACGAUAUUCAGAGACAAAAAGACGGGAGUUUAGGUGUUUCGUAAUUCAGUUCAAGAUAACAACGAAAGUCGCACUUUCGGCUGUGCCGAUAAUUAAGAGGAGAUGAAUUCGGAGUCCGAAACCUUUUUUGUAACAGAUGCCACAGUGUUUAUCCAAUUCAUGUUUUCCUUCCUGUUUGACCGAUCUAUAGUGCAGAUUGCAUCGAUGUUCGCUCUCCCAAGGAACGGGUGAUACUGCCGUUAGCAAUGAAGAAACUGGAAGAUUCUUUGGAGCUGGAAGUGUUCGAAAUCAAAGAUAGUAACGGUGGAAUCGAAAUGCCGGAAUCUGCUGACCUGGGAGAAGACGAUGAUGAUGACGAAAUAGGUGGGGCAUGUGCUCCUGGCCGUAAAAGACGUAAGAAGAACCGUCGGAAAUGCAAGAGGAGCCCUUCUAUGACACUUGCAGCGACACUAGCGGAACCGGAAUGUGAUGACAUAGACGGAGAUCCUCGGCAAGAUUCGGAGGGACCUGUAGAUGGCCGUGGUUCGAGAGGGACAUCAGAGGGCACUCCUGGAAGUCGCAGGCCUACAAGUCUUCGCGAAUCUCUGCUUUCUGUUCUGGGAAAGCUGGUCGUUUGGCGUCGGGGAGCUGGGAGGUAUAGAAACAACGGCAGUGGAGGCGGUGCUCAGAAUGGAGACUAUCUUCUAGGCUUCAUUUCUGCUGACACGGAGCGCCGAAUCCGGGCCAACGACCGUGCUUACAACUCGCAGUUUAAUUAUGCGAGCAACUACAUCAAGACGUCCAAAUACAGUGUGCUGACGUUCCUGCCACUGAACCUGUUUGAGCAGUUCCAACGCCUUGCCAACUUCUACUUCCUGUGCUUGUUGGUGCUGCAGGUGAUCCCAGCCAUCAGUUCUCUAACCCCAAUCACCACUGCUGUGCCUCUCAUUGGUGUGCUGGCACUCACUGCAGUAAAAGAUGCCUACGAUGAUUUUCAGCGUCAUAUGAGUGACUCGCAAGUGAACAAUCGACGGUCUAAAGCAUUGCGAGAUGGAAGACUGGUGGAAGAGAAGUGGGCAGAGGUGCAAGUUGGUGAUGUCAUUCGGAUGGAGAAUGAUCAGUUUGUGGCAGCUGAUGUAUUGUUGCUCUCCACUAGUGAACCCAAUGGACUCUGUUUCAUCGAGACAGCAGAAUUGGAUGGGGAGACAAACUUGAAAUGCCGCCAGUGCCUCGUGGAGACAGCAGAAAUGAGUCAGGAUGACUCGUUAAUAGGGGCCUUCAAUGGGGAGAUUGUUUGUGAAACACCAAAUAAUCUUCUAAAUAAGUUCGAAGGGACAUUAGAUUGGAAAGGAAAGAGGUUCCCGUUGGAUAAUGACAGAGUGGUGUUACGUGGCUGCAUCCUGCGGAACACGCAUUGGUGCUAUGGUGUUGUCAUCUUUGCUGGAAAGGAUACCAAACUCAUGCAGAAUUCGGGCAAGACCAAGUUUAAGCGCACAAGCAUCGAUAGGUUAUUGAAUUUCAUAAUUAUAGGGAUUGUGUUCUUCCUGCUGUCCAUGUGCCUGUUCUGUAUGAUAGCCUGUGGGAUUUGGGAGACCAUCACAGGUGUUAACUUUCAGGAGUACCUGCCCUGGGACUCACUUGUCCCCACAGAGCCACUCAGUGGUGCUACUGUUAUUGCUUUCCUCGUCUUCUUCUCUUAUGCCAUAGUGCUCAACACCGUGGUGCCUAUAUCUCUCUAUGUCAGUGUGGAAGUUAUCAGAUUUGCACAGAGUUUUCUUAUUAACUGGGAUGAGAAGAUGAACUAUGAAAAGACCAACACCUCAGCGAAGGCACGAACCACCACCCUCAAUGAGGAGCUGGGCCAGAUUGAGUAUAUCUUCUCUGACAAGACUGGAACUUUAACACAGAACAUAAUGACAUUUAAUAAGUGUUCCAUCUCAUGUAAAUGUUAUGGUGAUCUCAUAGAUGAAGCAACAAAUGAAGUGAUGGAGAUUACCGAGAAUACACCAGCAUUGGACUUCUCCUGGAAUGAGAACUACGAACCUGAGUUUCGAUUCUAUGAUUCCUCUCUAUUGGAUGCAGUUCGGGGGAACAAUCGUGAUGUGCACAGCUUCUUUCGUGUGUUGGCACUAUGCCACACAGUCAUGCCUGAGGAGAGAAAUGGUAAACUGGAAUACCAAGCACAAUCACCAGAUGAAGCAGCACUAGUAUCAGCUGCACGAAACUUUGGUUUUGUAUUUAAGGAACGUAGUCCCAACAGUAUCACAAUUGAGGUGAUGGGAAAGAGAGAAGUGUAUGAGUUAUUAUGUAUUUUGGAUUUCAACAACGUACGGAAACGAAUGUCAGUUAUUCUAAGAAGGAAUGGAAAGUUACGACUGUACUGUAAAGGUGCUGAUAAUGUCAUCUAUGAACGUCUUAAGGCUGAUAGUAGCGAAGUCAAAGCCAAAACUCAGGAACACUUGAACAAAUUUGCAGGCGAAGGCUUGCGUACAUUGUGCCUGGCAGUGCGUGACUUGGAUGAAGUGUUUUUUAGUGACUGGAAACAUAGGCAUCAAGAAGCUGCACUUGCUAUGGACAGUCGUGAUGAUAAGUUGGAUGCUAUCUAUGAGGAGAUUGAGCGAGACAUGACAUUAAUUGGUGUAACUGCUAUUGAAGACAAAUUGCAGGAUGGAGUGCCUCAAACAAUAGCAAACCUUGCUCUGGCUGGAAUUAAAAUCUGGGUAUUAACAGGUGACAAGCAAGAAACAGCUAUUAACAUUGGCUAUUCCUGUCAACUUCUAACGGAUGAGAUGGCAGAUAUCUUCAUAGUUGAUGGACACACGUAUGAUGACGUGGAAGCACAACUAGGAAAGUUUCGGGAAGCAGUGCGUAGUGCUGGUUUGGGGCAUGGUGGUGCCCCAACAGCAGCUGCUGCAUCGGCACCCACGUCUGUCAGCAUUGUCACUUUCAGUGAGUCUGAAUACCAACGGGGCCUCAGUGUAGAAGAAUCAGACACCACUGGAGGAUUUGCCAUUGUUAUUAAUGGACACUCUCUUGUCCACGCAUUACAUCCACAGAUGGAGAAACUGUUCCUUGAGGUGUCUAGCCAAUGCAAGUCUGUUAUCUGCUGUCGAGUAACACCACUACAGAAGGCAAUGGUAGUAGAACUGAUUAAGAAGAACAAGAAGGCAGUGACAUUAGCUAUUGGAGAUGGAGCUAAUGAUGUUUCCAUGAUCAAAGCAGCACACAUAGGAGUUGGUAUCAGUGGGCAGGAAGGCAUGCAGGCUGUCCUGGCAUCAGACUACUCCAUUGCCCAGUUUAGGUUCCUGGAGCGCCUGCUGCUGGUACAUGGGCGUUGGUCAUAUUACCGCAUGUGCAAGUUCCUGCGUUACUUUUUCUACAAGAACUUUGCCUUCACACUGUGCCACUUCUGGUUUGCUUUCUUCUGUGGUUUCAGUGCUCAGACAGUAUUCGAUCCAAUGUUCAUAUCUGUGUACAACCUGUUCUACACAUCAUUGCCGGUCCUAGCACUGGGUAUCUUUGACCAGGAUGUGAGUGACCGGUAUAGUUUAUGUUAUCCAAAGCUCUACACACCUGGUCAUUGUAACCUGUUGUUCAACAAGCGAGAGUUCCUGCGCAGUGCACUUCAUGGGUUCUUCACAUCCUGUGUGCUCUUCCUCAUACCAUAUGGUACAUACAAAGAUGGACUGUCUCCUGCAGGUCAUGUUCUCUCAGAUCACAUGCUGCUGGGCAGUGUGUUUGCUACAAUACUGGUUAUUGUUGUCACAGCACAGAUUGCCUUGGAUACUUCAUACUGGACAGUAUUUAAUCACAUCAUGAUUUGGGGUUCAUUAAUCUGGUACUUUGUGCUCCAGUACUUCUACAAUUAUAUCAUAGGUGGCCGCUAUGUUGGCUCUCUCAGCAAGGCAAUGUCUGAGGCAACAUUCUGGUUCACAACUGUUGUAACAGUGAUAAUUUUAAUGAUACCAGUUUUGGCAUGGAGGUUUUAUUUUAUAGAUGUACGUCCCACACUUUCCGACAGAGUGCGCCUCAAACAGAGGCUAGCUCUACUCAGGUCUCGACAGUCUCAGGAUGUUCUGCGCACACCAUCUGCAAGACGAACAAGACGCUCAAUACGCUCUGGCUAUGCCUUUGCACACCAGGAAGGUUUUGGACGUCUCAUCACGUCUGGCAAAAUUAUGCGCAAGCUGCCACGUCCCAAUGGUGGUGACUUCUUUUUCCCUUCUUUCAACAGUCAUGGAAGUGGACCUUCAAAUAGUGGGCACACCACAACAACCACACUGGAUAUUGGCACGAACUGAGUCAUGCUUUUUAGCCAUGUUGAAGUCAUGGUUGAUCCAGCUGAAGCGAAAGAUGGGGAUGACAUUAGUGUGACUGUGAAUGAACUGUGUGAUCUCCCACAGCCAUGUUCAUAUUAUGCCACACAUGAAUGGAGAAAAAUGUUUCUCUGGUAGGAUCAGAUAUAUUUUAUUCCAGACUGUGGCAAAAUGAGUCAUGGUUAAUAAGACUUGUGUAAAGGUAUUGAUAGGUUGGAAGUAUUUUAAAUAUGUUCUUAUCUGUAAAAUACUUAAAAAGGCAUGUAUAUCAUAACUGAUUAAUAAUAAAACACAAAUAUUAUUGGUACAGUGUGAAAUUCAGUUUAACUGAAGCUGUUUCAGUUGUGUACAAAAAAUAUUGUUAAUAAGGAAAUAGCACAAAUUUUAUGUCUUUAAUUAUUAUAAAGGAUUGUAAUAGAUGCUCUUGUUUAGAGUAUAUAAUGAACUCCAUACUGUCAUGUGAAAGUUCAUGCAUGGUGCACUAUCAUAUGAUUCUGAUGGUUCAGAAAGAUUGAAUAUCAGAUGUAAAAUAACAUUUGAUAAAGAUGUGCAAGUUAUUAAGCUGUUGUGCUUGCAUUAAUACUUCAAUACCAGCGCCCAAUCCGUACUUGACUAGGGCCUUUCCUUAAUUUUGUUACAACACCUAAAGCUUGAAACAGUGUGCAGGGGCUAAUACGUUUUUAAGAUAUUAAAGCAAUUUACAGUUGGUAUCAUUAUUGACCUAUUUUUAUAAAACACUGUUUUCAAUAUGAACUAUGCAAAAACGUGUGCAGACAUUUCUACUUAAAGAAGACUACUGUGGAGAUCUGGAAUGGACCAUUCGGCAGAGAAGCUCAUGUUAAUGUGAAAAUUAAAAUAAGAUAUCUUGAAACUGCAUUAAUAUUGUGUCUGUGUGCAUUUCCAAUGUGAUAUAGUCAUAUUCGUAUGUUCUAAGUGUUGCAUUUAUUUUCAUAAAGUGAUCAAGAUGUUGGGGAAGAUUGAAUCACUCUGUGUAAUAUAUUCAACUAAUAAUCCUCGCUUCUGAAAACAGGUUAUGCAUGUCAGAAACAUAUUAAUGUAACAAACGUUGUUCCUAUGUCAACACAGAACAAGAUAAUAUUUGAAGCUAUGUCAUAUAGAGGAACCACCUUGGACCAACGAAUGUCUGUCAGGUCGUCUAUGCCGUAAGAAUAUUCCAGCGUGGUAUAAACACUGUGACAUCAUUCAGCCUUGUUUAAGUGUCUGUCUGUUGGUAAUGACCAGAACAGUGAUGGAUAUUUAAAUACAGAGUGUUGCUGUCCAUCAACAAUGAAUAUGAUUUGCAGCAUUUACCAUGUGGACUGAGGCGUAAUGUUCGUGUGUGCAUGUUGGUGAAUGUAUUUAAUCACAUGGACAAUCUGCAAGGGUAACAAUGUCAUGUCUUUCUAAUUUUGGAUUAUAGGACUUGGUAAUCAAAUCAGAUAUUUUUGUAGGUUAAAAAUGUGGUUUAAUGUUACCGGUAUUCAUGAACCAAUGAAUAUCUGUCAGAUCAUCUAUGCCAUAAGAGUAUUCCAGUGUGGUAUAAACACUGUGACAUUGUUCAGCCUUGUUUAAGUGUCUGUCUGUUGGUAAUGACCAGGACCGUGCAAUAUGCAGGAAAGUGAUGAAUAUUUAAAUAUGAAGUGUUCGUAUCCAUCAGCGUUGAAUAUAUGUGUGGCAUUUACCAAAGUGGAUUUAUGCAUAGUGGUGAACAUGGUUAAUCACACAGACAAUCUGCAAGGAAAACAGUGUCAUGUCUUUCUAAUCCUGAAUUAGUAGGACCUGGUAAUCAAAUCAGAUAUUUUUGUAGGAUAAAAAUGUGGGUUAAUGUUACCGGUAUUAUUCAUAUAAAUUAAUUUUCCAUAUUUUUGAAGAACAAAAUGGAAUUAAAUGACAAGUGAUAAUUCCAUAUAAGUUAAAGAAUUCUGUAAUUGUAAACCACUGGUAAAAGAAUGUGUACACAUGACACUAAUAAUGCGCAAGUAUAAUAUAUUAAUCACAGAGUCAUAAUGGGGAUUUCUCCAACAAACCUAUACACUCUUUAUGUUCGCAUUUAAUUUCCAGCUUAAUAUACACUGUUGUGUUGUAGAAGUAGGAAAACUAAUCAACUGUCUAUACUCUGAAGGGACUCAUUUAUUUAAGAAUGUUUGUUAUCAGUUGGAUUGCUGUUGGGACCAUUCAAAAGCAAAUACUGUAGCCUCAAAUUAUUGAUUGGAAUAUUGAAGAUACACUGUUGUCUUUUUCCACCAAUAUCUGUAACAUAUACAUCUCGAUAAUCCUCAAAAUUGGACAGCAGUAAUGAACCCAAGUAGUAUAUGGUUUCAGAAUGUAAGGAACUUUUAUAUUUUUGAUGGAUGGAUAGCAUGUUUGAUUUUAAACAAAGCAGUGUGUCUUUCUUUAUGAGGAAAAACUGUUUGAGUGCAUGUGUGCAUCCAACUACAUAGAAAUUCUAAACAAAUACUUGAGGUUUCUUUUAUUUCAUGUAACAUUUAAGGUUUACUUUUAUUUUGUGUCUUAACGUAUCCUAUCAACUUUCUUUUUAUACCUGUGUAUAUCUACUUUCACUUGGAAAACUUAGAGAGAAUUUUGACAUCAGUGGCAUGUUAGAUAGAUAGCUGUAAAAUGAAGAAAAAUGCAUAUAGCCUGCUGGUGACAGUGGAAUGCAAGUAGUUCCAUGAAAAAUAGAAAAUGGAGAAUCCUGAAAAGUAAUGUUUGUAUAAUUCACUUUUAUGUUUGCCUGAACGUUUUGGGCAAAAUAUUAUGUUUAUUUAAUAUAUUUGUAAGUCAGCAGUACUUAAAAUUCAGAUUCAUACUUUUCCAGAAACAUUUUAUGUCAGAAGCUUGUGAUUUUUAUAUAGAACUGUAAAAGUUUAAAAUAAAGGCUCUGAAUAAAACAAA